Molecule: messenger RNA, 5761 nt
Organism: Ornithorhynchus anatinus (platypus)
Lineage: Eukaryota; Metazoa; Chordata; Mammalia; Monotremata; Ornithorhynchidae
Gene: LCOR
Product: ligand dependent nuclear receptor corepressor
Exons: 8
Coding region: 65-1594 (509 amino acids)
Biological process (GO): regulation of transcription by RNA polymerase II
Cellular component (GO): nucleus
Molecular function (GO): DNA binding
Source: RefSeq, a predicted model, not a curated record
CGUGUCCGUGCGUGCGCGGGCCCCCGGCGGAGGCGGAGGCGGAGGCCGGGCUGGGCGGCGGAAGAUGGCGAGGGUGUGUAGGCGGCAGCAAUGCUCCGUUGAGAGACGCGGCUUUCGGCAGGAACUGGACUCGUGGCGCCAUAAGCUCAUUCACUGUGUAGGGUUUGAAAGUAUUCUUGAAGGGCUGUUUGGACCUGGACUAUUGAAAGACGUCAGUUUUUUUAAAGACUGUGAGCCCGAAGGUAUUUCUGAUUGGUCUUUUGAUGAAAAUUGUCUAUUUUGCUGCUUAAGAAGAGAAAAAGUAAAGGAACAUAUAGUCGGUCUGGAUGAACCAGCUUCAGGAGCUGGGCAAGAGCAAGCGAAGAUCAUUCGGUUCGAGAGGCAAGCCGAAGAGUUCCUCAAUGCAGUCUUUUACCGAAAAGACAGUCCCCGGGUCCUCGACCCCAAUAUUCCCCUAGUGGCCCGUGAGAUCAUGCAGCGAAUGAUCCGACAAUUUGCUGCUGAAUAUACCUCAAAAAAUAGCUCUACUCAGGACCCCAGCCAGCCCAAUAGCACAAAGAACCAAAGCCUGCCGAAAGCAUCUCCAGUCGCCAUCUCUCCCACGGCUGCAACUGCUCAGAACCCCGUGCUCAGCAAGCUUCUCAUGGCUGACCAAGACUCGCCUCUGGACCUUACUGUCAGAAAGUCUCAGUCAGAAGCUAGCGAACAAGACGGUGUACUUGAUCUGUCCACUAAGAAAAGUCCAUGUGCCGGCAGCACUUCCCUGAGCCAUUCUCCAGGCUGCUCCAGUACUCAAGGGAACGGGCGACCUGGGAGACCCAGCCAGCACCGUCCAGACGGACUUCGGAGUGGUGAUGGGGUACCUCCAAGAAGCUUGCAGGAUGGAACCAGGGAAGGUUAUGGCCAUUCCACAUCUCUUAAAGUUCCUCUGGCUCGAUCCCUGCAGAUUAGCGAAGAACUGCUGAGCAGAAACCAGUUCUCCACAGCCACCAGCCUUGGGCCAUCUGGACUGCAGAAUCAUGGACAGCACUUAAUAUUAUCCAGGGAGGCCUCGUGGGCAAAGCCACACUACGAGUUCAGUUUCGGCCGCAUGAAAUUCAGGGGAAACGGGGCCCUCGGCAACAUCAGUGACCUCCCCUUUCUCAAUGAAAACUCCGCCUUUCCCAAAAUGGCCCCGCAGACUAAACCGGAGGGGAAAAAGGACGUGAGCCAUUCGUCGCCUGUCGAUUUAAAGAUACCCCAAGUCCGAGGCAUGGACCUUUCAUGGGAGUCCCGCACGGGGGACCAGUACAGCUACAGCUCUUUGGUCAUGGGUUCACAAACGGAGAGCGCGCUUAGUAAAAAGUUAAGGGCUAUCCUUCCAAAACAAAACCGAAGAAGCUUGCUGGAUGCCGGACCGGAUCCUUGGGGCUCGGACGCCGAGCAGUCUACCUCGGGACAGCCAUAUCCCACUUCGGAUCAAGAAGGAGACCCGGGCUCCAAGCAGCCUCGGAAGAAAAGAGGGAGAUACAGGCAGUACAACAGUGAGAUCCUGGAGGAAGCAAUCUCGUGGAUGACAAUCGAGCAGCAGAAGAAUGGUGUGCCUACCCUUUAAUGCUGCAGUUUAAAAAGAGAACUUGUAUUGUGUCAUUUCAGACUGUAGGCUAAGAAUUGUAAAUAGUGAAAUUUGAGUAAUUUUAUUAUUUGCUUUGGUUAGAAAGUGAAUUUUAAAAAGCAAACCAAACGCUAAACUUUCUCAGAUUAAACGUCCUGAGACCUGAAGAUUGUAGUAUUCAUGUCUGUGAAGCUUUUAAACCAUUACACUUGAGAUCAGUGACAGAGUAAAUAUUCAGGUAACCUAUCCUUUCAGAGAAGCUUUUGAACAAGCAUAUUUCCUCCAAAGGUCUCUGUGUUUUGGAUUUUUUUUUUUAAGUGUAGAUUAUUUUAAGCACUAAUUGCAUUACUUUGGUAACUGCAAUAUAAAAUAGCCAUUAUUGUUUUGUGAAGCAUGGUGGAGAUUAGUUAGUGGUCCCUUUAAAUUUCAUGAGCCUCUCAAAAAAACAAAAAACAAAAAAAGCUGCUGAAUAUUUCAAAAGAUAUAUAUUUUACCUUAUUGUAGAUUUUGUAAAGUUAGUUGGUAAUAUUCCGGUGCACUUUUUAAUGUUAAAUUUUGUUUUAAAAGUCUCAUCGUACCAUUUCUCCGAGAUGGUCCAUCAUAUGGCCGGCUAACAAUCUAGGUGCUGCGGCGAUCCCUAAACGUUUGAUCUCUCUUUGGUUUCUCCUUCUGUUCUUUAUGAGCGCUCUCGGUGUCGAUGGUCUAGUAGUAUUUGGGGUCAUCUUGAGUAUUUAAUUGGAGUUGGUGUUUGUGGAGUAGCAUGCCUAAUUUCUGCCGACCAGAGGUUUGUGUGGCUCGGAUUCCCAGUCGACCUGUUUGUUUUUACUUUUGGCGUUGGGGCGGUGUAGUGCAGUACUGUCUUUGGAACAAAAGUGUUAAGUUCUCACGUCUCUCCAGGAUGAUGAUGCUGAAGUUACUUGGACUGGCUGGUCAGGAGGUAGUGUUCAGGUCUUACCUCCUCUUGGGUUUUGUUUUGUUUUGUUUUUUUGGUUUGGUUUUGGGGGCCUUUUUUUGGUCAUUUUUCGUGAGGGAACAUCGAUAACAAAAUGGACAAAUUGCAACGUUGUAGAAAAACCAAAAUGAUGAGUCUGGUGGAAGAAUUUCUCUGGUAUUUUUAGUCACACGGUUUCUCACUCUUGAUAGUCAGACCCGGCAGUAAUAUGGAAUAUGAGCAUGACACAGCAUUUGGAAGGGAAGAGCCAGGGACUGUGAAAAACGUUAACGAUGGAUCGCAAAAAGCAGUUUUUCAAUAUCUCAAGUUUCUCACGGAAGCAAUUUUCCUCUUCAUUCAUUCUGGAAAAAAAGCAUUCCAUAGUCCACGUGGAUAACAAUACUUUUAAUUAAGAAAUUUACUAUACUGAAGUUUAGAUGUUGCUUGGUAAAUCUUUGCAGCAGCAUAUCACGAAUUAUGAUUAAGGCGUAGUGUGGUAGGGUUUCCGAGGUGGAGUUAAAUUAAUGUACAGUUUUGGUGAGCAAACAACAUAUGUGAAGUGUAGCUGGUUUGUUUUACUUUAAAAUGUUCAAGUGCUUUUUAAAAAUCUCGUUAGCUAGUACACAGACCAUUACUUCACAUUCAACCAAACGGACACCCCCAUUCCCAGACAACUUUCCUGGGACAAAACACAAUCUCAGAGUGGCGGAGCAUUCACUGUAUAGGCAUCUAAAGGGUGCUUGGAAGUUAAUUUUUUUUGGGGGGGGGGAAGAACACCACGCCACGCUUUACAGCGACAACCCUUAAAGACCCCGUGUUGCCAGCCACCUCCUCUUCCAUUGAGAGAAGCUGGAUGUAAGCCCCCGUUUGACACACCGUGCUCCUCUUAUACCCAGUGGGAAUUAUCGGAGGCAAGGAGCCCCCAUUCGCUCUCUUUGGGAAUUUAGCACACUGAGCACCCGUGCUCUUGACCCUGGGGCCAAAGCCUUUAUGACUGAUCCAGUCAUAAGCCAGACUCUGAUGGGUUAUGUCUGUACUAUCAGAUUACCAGAUUAAGUCUCUGCAACAAGCAAGGAACACACACACACACAAACACACAUACACACACACAUAUAUAUAUAUAUGUAGAGAGGGAGCUCCAGUUAUUAGGCCACUAUCCUUGCCAGCCACUCUUUGUCCUAAGUCUCAAUUUUGGUACCAAGUCACCUUAGCAUUGGGGUUCCUUUUCCCUCUCGAAAUGCCAGAUAUGCCACAGCGCUUUUCGUGGGAGGGGAACCUUCCAUCUCUUCUUCCCUCAGGCUACUGUCUUGGUGUUGGAAAAUGACAGGGGAAAGCGAUGCUCCUUAAAAGAUAUUUGGUAUUGGUUUGUCAAGGCAGAUGUAUUAAAAAAGGAACCAGUCGAAUCUUCAUUCAGGAAUAUCCUGGAGCCUGUUUUCCUUAUCUCUCCCCAAAUUGGGGCUUUGCGGAAAUGCUUCUAGCUUGGUCAGUGUUGUGAAAGGCAUUUUGGUCUCAGCAGAACAAUCCACUUGUCAAGAGGUUACUGAACUCCAUUUAGGCCAGAGAAACAUUUUCGUUCCUUUCAGAUUGCUUUUCAAACUCCGCCAAGUAGGAUAAAUAUCUCCGUGGUGCAAGGAAUGCAAAUUCCAAACCCUUCUGCUCAGUGUAUUUAGGAUUAAGUCUGUCUUGGAGAUUUUUUUGAGAGCAGAAUAUGUGAAUAUGGCAAUUGAUAUGGAGGUAGGAAGGGAGAAAUUCAGUGAAAUUGAUUCUUGUCCUUUUUCUCUCCAUAGGUAGUUUUACAUUAAUUAGCCUUUUUUUUAAAAAAAAAAAAAGAAGACAAAUACCCUGUAGGGUAACAGAGCUGUGAACUGAAAUGAAGGAGAUUUGGUGUGGGGUUGGGAUUGGAGUCUGAGAGGGGAGUAAAAAAAAGUAUUUAGACUUUUAAGAGGGGAAGAAGCAUUAAAUGAUUUUGUCUGAAAACUCUUGAAAUAGUAAGUGGGUAUGGAAUGGUGUGGUUGAGCCACCUCUCUUCUCUGGAGUAAAAAAAAAAAGCUCUAGCCUUUUUAGAGCCAUUUGAGGAAAGGUAUCUAGACUUAUUAGCUAGAGUUGGCAAAAAUCGCAGUAUACAAGUUAUGUACAGAUUAUUGACUCUGGAACUAUUUGGGGGUACUUUAAGGUUUCUGGGUUGCUUUAGAAUUUUACUUUGAAAAUCAAGGGGUUUUUUUUUUCAGAACCCUAAAAGUAAAAGCACUUUUAGUUGAAAUCACAAUUUAAAUGGGAUGUAUCAAAUCUCGUAAUCGCCAUGAUAUUUCCUUUUUGUUAUUUGAUUGUUAAUUAAAUUCUUCACCCUGUCUUGAAGAGUCACUAAAUAGACUCAAAGUGAUCUAUUUUAGACUGGAAAUGACCCUAUCAAAACACACAAACCAAAAACCCCAAAGCAGUUAGACCCAAUCAAAAAUUCAGACCUUUUAGGCUCUUAGGUUUGUUUGGGGCAAAGACUUUAUGGAACUAUACCAGUAUUAGUUCAGUCUUGGGGUCCUUAUUCUGCAUAAUUGCACCCUUUCUCAGGUAUUUUCCUGAUAACACUACUUUUAGAAUAAUCUCUUUAGAGGUUAGUGUCUCAGUGGAUAGAAUGGGGACUGGACAUAGGAGAUGAGCAUAUAAUUAGAACAGAGAAUAAAGCCGUCAGCUAAAUGAAACUACAAUCUAGACUCUUUUCCUGCACCUCAGAAUAUUGGAGAACACCACUACCAAUCAGUUGUGUAUGUUUAAUAUUUGGUGCUAAACUUAUAUUUUCCAAAAAAAAAAAAGGCUUUCUUCAUAGAUGGUGUAUUUUUUCUUUCUUGGUGGAAACCUGCGCAGUAAUCUGUAUUGUCAUUCUGGAAAGCACUUGUCUGGCGUGGUUUAAAGUACCAGAAAAGGGACGAUUCAGCACUUUUUCUGUUACAACACUGAAGUCUUACUUUUAAUCUCAUCUUCAGAGUGUAAGGUACAGUACUGUAAAUCACAGCUUAAUAUUUUUAAAAACUAAACAAAGCCCACCACCGUUCAACUCCAGGGGGUCAGAAUCCGGAUUUAUAUGAGUCUUUUGUCAUUUAAAAUCAAAGACAAUAACAUUUUGUAACUUCCGGGCAGCUUCUAAGAGUAUGCCUGCUCUUUUAAAGUCUCAUUUCAACACAGAGUUUCAGGGCUUAAGGAUUUGAUAUUUGAGAGGAGGUGAGGGGGAGAUUCCCCCAAAA